Poecile atricapillus (Black-capped chickadee) is the source of this 1602-nucleotide messenger RNA. RefSeq names its product bridging integrator 2 (gene BIN2). Gene Ontology annotation, biological process: phagocytosis, engulfment; plasma membrane tubulation; podosome assembly. The transcript has 11 exons. Gene Ontology annotation, molecular function: protein binding; phospholipid binding. The record is from RefSeq and is a predicted model, not a curated record. NCBI's taxonomy places the organism in Eukaryota, Metazoa, Chordata, Aves, Passeriformes, Paridae. Bases 48 to 1508 code for a protein of 486 amino acids. Gene Ontology annotation, cellular component: podosome; plasma membrane; cytoplasm.
CUCCAUCAAAACCCUCCAACGGCAGCUCCGCGGGCGGGGCCGGGGCCAUGGCCGAGGGCAGGAGCGGCAGCGCCGGGCUCUUCGCCAGGCAGGUCCAGAAGCGCUUCAGCCGCGCCCAGGAGAAGGUUCUGCAAAAAUUGGGCAAAACGGUGGAAACCAAAGACGAGCAGUUCGAGCAGAGCGCCUACAACUUCCAGCUGCAGCAGAACGAAGGGCACAAACUCUACAAGGACCUCAAGGGGUUCGUGGGAGCCGUGAAAGUGAUGCACGAGAGCUCCCGCAAAGUGGCCGAGACGCUGCAGGAGAUUUACAGCCACGAGUGGGACGGGCACGAGGAGCUCCGAGCUAUCGCUGACAGCAAUGACCUCCUGUGGGAUGACUACGAGGCGAAGUUGGCUGACCAAGCCCUGCGGCUGAUGGAGAAUUACCUGGCUCAGUUCGGGGACUUUAAGGAGCGCAUCGCCAAGCGGGGCCGAAAGCUCGUGGACUACGACAGUGCCCGGCAUCACCUGGAGGCUCUGCAAAGCGCCAAGAAAAAGGACGAGGCCAAAAUUGCCAAGGCUGAGGACGAGUUCAAUAAAGCCCAGGCAGUGUUUGAGGACCUGAACAGGGACCUGAGGGAGGAGCUGCCAGUCCUGUAUGGCAGCCGCAUCGCCUGUUACAUCACCGUCUUCCAGAACAUCUCCAACCUCCGUGAUGUCUUCUACAAGGAGAUGAGCAAGCUCAACCGGGACCUGUAUGAGGUGAUGAGCAAACUGGAGAAGCAGCACUCGAGCAAGGUGUUCAUCAUCAAAGGUGUUCCCAGCAACCGCCGCUCUCUGGUCAUCUCCGCGCCCGUGAGCCCCCCGGCCGUGUUCCCCUGCCCGGACAAGGCGCCCGUGCUGGACGCGGAGGUGACACCGGCGUCCCCCGGCGGGGACAGCGCUGCCACCGAGACCAACGGAGACCCGGGGGCUGUUUCCCCCGGGCCCCCCCCGGCUUCGCCCGCCAGCGGGGGCUCCCUGGACACGGCCUCGGUGUCCAGCGAGGAGAGCCCGGAGCCCAUCUCCGAGCCCGAUUCUGUGUCCCCUGCUCAGGAGACAUCGCAGCCGGGGGGUGACAGCGGGGGGCGGGGGGGGCCCGAGGGCAUCGCCACCUCCCUGGCGUCACUGAUUUUAUCCGAGGCCAUUGCCCAGGCCACCGGCACCUCGUCGCCAGAGCCGGGAAAAGCCACGGGCACGGCCGGGGACGGCGCUGAGGAUCGGGCAGGUCCCGGGGAGCCGCGGGCCCCCAGCGCAGCUCUGCCCUGCCAUGUGCUCGGACCCACGGCCGUGGCACCGGAGAGUCCCCGGGAGCCGUGUCAGCUCGGCGGGGACCGGGGACAGCGCGGUGACACCGAGGACAGCGCGGAGGUGACGGAUGUCGAGGCAGAGGGCUGUUCCGGGACACCGGAGCACGACACGAGCCAGGACCCUUCAGAUGCUGCGGAUUCCCCCCAGGAUCCCCCCGAGUCCCUCAGCGCCCUGUGAUCCCACGGGAAAUACGGCGUCUUUCCCAAAGUCAUUCCCCAGAAUGCAUUUCCCAGCCCCCAUCCCGUACGAAAUAAAGAUGGAAAAGGUGGCA